CCAAAUCCCAUUUCCAAAACCCUCUCCGGCGACGAGCUCGAAGCGGGCAAUGGCGGGCGGCGCCGGCGAAGACCACCUCAGCGCUCUCCCCGACGACGUCCUCCGUCUCAUCCUCCUCCGCCUCCCCUCCACCGCCGAGGCCGCGCGGAUCAGCGCCCUCUCCCGCCACUGGCGCCACCUCUGGACCACCCUCACGGAGCUGCGGUUCCCCGACGUCACCGACCUCGCCAGCGUCCGCGCCGUCCUCCGCCGCCACCCCGCCCCGGUCCUCCACAAGCUGCAUGUCCGCCACGAGCUUACCGUUGCUAGCGGCCGCGUCCCGGAUAAGAUCGCCGCGGUCCUCGGAUUGGCCGCGCCCCGCCUCGAAGGCGAGCUCUGCUUCGAGAUCAUCACGCCGGCGAACCAAAAUCCGGCGGCGGGGGCGGCUGGGGUCGGGGGCACGUUUCAGAUCCCGUGCUUCAACAAGGCCACGGAGAUCAUCAUCAACCUACCCGACCACCUUGGCAUCCGGCUGCCACCAACCGGCGUCUUCGCGAAGCUCACGGUGAUGAUGUUGACCCGCUUGGACAAACAGAACCAGCGCGAUCUCGGCGGCGCGGUCUCAUCGGAGGGUUGUCCUUCGCUACAGCACCUCAUCCUCGGCAAAUCUUAUGUCUCGUCACAUCUUGCCAUCCGCUCCGAGUCUCUCCUCCGUGUUCGUCUGUUCUGCCUGCGAGGCUUGGAGCGGCUCACGGUUGUUGCUCCUGUGCUUAAAGAACUAGGUGUGAACAAUUGCCUCGUCACGAGUGUGGCAAGCGCUGACAUAUCUGCUCCGGCGGUUGAGGAACUUCACUGGAUUGAUGGGUUCGAUCCGCUCUUGGUCCAAUUCAGUGCGAUGCCACGCCUCUGGAGUCUCGCUGUCUGCGGCGCGCCGAGCAGAAUACAUGAUGUUGGAAAUUCGCAGUCUCUGCCACUCCUGCAGCGUUUUGUGUCAGCCCGUGAAGUUCAUAUCCUUCUCAUGUAUCCAUUUUUCUUGGCUAACUUUGAUCUCAUGGUGGAAGCCGAGAAGACGCUCCCUGCCGUCGAAAUCCUAUGUCUGAAGUUCUGUACAAGAGGACAUGCCUUUGGACCUUGUCUAUUCCAUUUUCUUAGGAUGUGUACCAGUAUAAGGCAACUGGAUAUGGACUUCGACGAUGGCAGUAAGAUUCGUUGCUCAUUUAACUGCAUUUGUCAUCAGCCUCAAGUCUGGGAAACAAUGAAUAUCUGCUUGAAUUUUCUCCAGAAAGUUGAAAUGAAAAAUUUGAGUGGAACAGAGUAUGAAAUAUCUUUUGUGAAACAACUGUUGAGAUGGGUGCCAAUGCUCAAGACGAUUACUCUAAGAUUUGAUCAUUCAGUCAGCGAGGAGGUGUGCAUGGAGCUACUUAGCUUGUCUACCCCCGGGAUUUGCAUGGAAAUUUACUUGCACCGCAAUGGAGAUGAGGUGAAGUACAGCGGAGUGAGCCUGAAGAGGCAUGGAGAUGAUUAACUGUACAGUGAAAUGGCGACCUGUAGCCCAUGGUAUUCAGAUGGAGCACUGUGAUCUCCAAAACUCACCAAUUUUCAGUCCUGCCUUUCAGAUCUACUAGGGGCAAGGAUGUUCGUCUCUCAUGGCUGAGCGAAUGCUUGCACUUAGGCGCUCAGCAACUUGGCCCAAUCUGUGUUUACAUGCUCUGAAGAAUGUUUGAACAUGCAUUUGGAUGUUUUCAUGCUGCUGGUGAAAAUUGUCUGAUCGAAACUUUUUUUUUUGCCGGGUAGGAUAAGAUAGCCUACCAAAUAUAUUAGAA
Messenger RNA from Oryza brachyantha (malo sina), 1802 nucleotides. RefSeq lists its product as uncharacterized. The transcript is spliced from 3 exons. The record is from RefSeq and is a predicted model, not a curated record. Lineage: Eukaryota; Viridiplantae; Streptophyta; Magnoliopsida; Poales; Poaceae. The coding region runs from base 50 to 1504 and encodes 484 amino acids. Gene Ontology annotation, molecular function: protein binding.